Messenger RNA from Phymastichus coffea, 3001 nucleotides. RefSeq names its product popeye domain-containing protein 3. Bases 668 to 1888 code for a protein of 406 amino acids. Gene Ontology annotation, cellular component: sarcolemma. Gene Ontology annotation, molecular function: cAMP binding. Lineage: Eukaryota; Metazoa; Arthropoda; Insecta; Hymenoptera; Eulophidae. The transcript is spliced from 12 exons. The record is from RefSeq and is a predicted model, not a curated record.
GUCAGUUGGUGCGUGGUUGUCGUCAUCGUCGGCGAGGUUUAUAUUGUGUGUGUCCUUUAUAUAUCCUUUCGCUGUACACGUAAAAGCUCGUGGAAUAGUCAGCAUUUCUCUCUAUUGUCACUCGUGCUGUCGUUCAUUGAUUUUGCAAACUUUCGACGAGGUGUAAACAUUAGCAGAUAGUCGUUGGUGCUCCAAUGAAUACGACAGACGAGAAGAUUAAAUAUAACUGGGUAACUGUGAAGGAGCCAGUCUUGAAUUGAUUCUAUUGGCUUAUGGAAGAGUUGAUAUCUGAAAAAUUAAGUCAGAUGAGACUAGUUGAAGAAACUUGUGGCUCUAAGAAAUUGUGAUUACGUUGAUUUUUGUAUGCAGUUGCCAAGAAGCAAUGUUGAUUUACUUGUAAUCAAAGUCAUUAUUUGCAUGAGAUUUAUCGAGGGAAUGUUGCAGUAGAGAACAAAAAAAAGUGUUAACAUGUGUGCAGUCUAUUUCUAAAUUUGGAAAGAUGUGGAAUGACUCAUAGGGUGCCUUAGCCAGCAUAAAACACCUCGACCCAGAAAAAAAUGCCACUCAAGUUCUUGUUUAAGACUGUCAUAUCAAUAAAAAUAGUUUAAGGAAUUUCGAGACGAUUCGCAAAUCAGCAGUGGAGAGUAACAGGGCUGGUGAUGCGGGGAUGUGGAUCGGAUGGGCUGAUGAACUAGGAGGCCGCCAAAGGAGGCUGCUAUUGUUGUUACUAUUGUUCUGUUGGUGUCGCAAUGUCAAGCCGCUGGCGACUGGCAUCCCAUCGGAAAUCACGCUGCCGCCGCCGUCGGAGUCGAGCGGUCAGUGGCUCAAUUUGAGUGUCACAACAAACAAAGCCGAUUCAAGAUUGACGAUAGCAAACGGUGGUGUGACAACGACGAGCAGAACGCCGAUUACGGCACAUGAUAAUUCGCCAAUAGUGCCUCCCACCAGCUUUCUGAACGGAGCUCUCACUUGCCAGCCUUACCAAGGUAUCUACGUGAACCACAUUUACUUCCAAUUGGCGAACGCCUUCUUCCUGUUGUCGCAUCUGGCACCGAGUGGCCUCCAUGGUGUGCUCUACCUCAGAUGCACUCUACUUGUGGGCUGUGCCUUUUUUGUGCUCUGGGCCUGGACAAUCGUCUGCUGGCUAGACGCUGCCCUUUGGAAUCUACUAUUCGUUAUCAUCAAUUUCGUUCACGUUUGCACUCUGCUGUAUAAGCUCAGGCCCGUUAGGUUCUCCAAGGAGAUCGAGGAGGUAUAUGUUGCAGUCUUUCAACCUUUACGGGUAUCUCGCCAUCAGUUCAAAAAAGUCUUGAGCUGCAUGAAAUUGAUCAAACAGUUAAAGUAUCAAGAGGUUUAUGCUCAGGAGAGAGUUACAAAGGUCGAUUCACUGUCCUUGGUACUUUCGGGAAAACUUGUUGUAUCGCAAAAUGGCAAAGCACUGCAUAUAGUCUUUCCUCAUCAAUUUUUAGACUCACCGGAAUGGUUUGGUGUUUCUACCGAUGAAUUCUUUCAGGUUUCAAUUACCGCCAUGGAAGAAUCGAGGGUAUUACUAUGGCAUCGUGACAAAUUGAAACUGAGCAUAAUAACCGAUCAGUUUCUUCAAGCGGUCUUCGAUCACAUUCUUGGUAGAGACGUUGUGAAAAAAUUGAUGCAGGUGAGCGAGACAAUGGCUGCAAGUCUUGGUAACAUGACACAUAAUCCUGAUCACGAGCUCGAUGCCAAAAUGUUCGUGGUGAAGAAAACUGGUGAUAGUCAGGGCAUCACCGCCCUCAUAAGCCGACAGCUUCAAGGUUUACCUAGGAUUAAAUAUUAUUACUGUGCUGCGGGAGAUCCAAACGCCUGGCGCCUAGGGAGGAUUGAAGAGACUGACCACGAGACGCCGGUCUGAGUGGGACAAGUGUAUUUUAUCCUUGGCAGUCAAUAAAAAGAUAUAUCGCGCGAAAGAUUCCGCACUGAUGGAUUAAUCGUCGAGUGAUGUGCGCUUUUCCUCUUCUUUUUCAAAAAAAGUGUGUGGGCGGUGUAUGUGUUCACAGUCAUGCCAAAUUCACCGAUAUACACAAUUUGAUUUCGUACUACGAUUGAUUUUUCCUCAUAAGAUCGACUUAUUUUUGUAUGAUUCGACAUCGAUAUGGAGCGCGCAGCAAACAUUGAAGAAUAUUACAAAUAAAUAGAUCGUAUGUGAUUGUUAUGCGGACAUUGAAUUCGUCGCAUAUGUAAUGUACGACAAGUUGUUCGCGCGUGUGUUUCGUUAAUUAAUAUUAUUAAUAAAAUACAAAGAUGUUAACCUCGCAGGUGUACUUGCAAAGAAUCAAUCUAUACAAAACAAAUUCAGUGUAUUUCCGACAAAACAACAAACAAACACUUGUUUACAAAAAGAUAUAUUUUUUUUGUUUACGUUGAAAUUUGCUCACCCGAGACUUGCUCGCGUAGUUGUGAAAGUUUUUCGUUUCAUAAGCUGUUAUUUUUGUAAUCUAUCGAGCGACGAUCGAAAUUUUCACGUAAACAAAAAAAAAAUCUCUCGCUCGAGAAAAAACUGUAUUUAAGUCUAUUCCGUGCAGCUCUUUUCCUUUUGUCGAAACUUACUACUCGGCAGAAUUAAUGUAGCUGUCGACUGAUUACUUAUCCGAAUGGAGUUACGUUUUUAAAGAAAAAACAAAUUUUUAUCGUUGCGUAGAAUGAUGACCAUAAUAUAUUUGAAUUUUUGAUAUAUGAUUGUAUGUACAUAAAUGAAAACUUUUUGUAAAUAUUAAAAUGAAAAACAUUGAUCUCAUAUAUAUAUACAUAUAUAUAUAUUAUAUAUACACAUAAACAUGAUUAUGCAUAUACGUCAGCGGAAAAUGCCGAGUGGAAAGUUUACGGCAAAGCGAAUAUGUUUUUUUAGAUUUUUAGGUCGGCAAUGGCUUAAGUAUGACUCGAAAUGCUGAACACUUUUUUAAUAGGUUCACGGGAUAUAAUAACCAGUGCCUUUAUUUUUCAUGCUCUAAUUUUCGUUAUUACACAU